GAGGACGAGGGGUGAGUUGAAGGAGAGGAGAAGGGUCGAGCAGAUGGGAGGAAGGAAGGAAGGAAGGAAGGAAAGGAUCGCUCAAGUGCGCGAUUAAAGGAUUCUACACGAGUAAACAAACAUAUGAAUCAAAUCCAUAAUAAAAGCCGAAUUAUAUGCGCGCCACCGCGGUGCUUGCGUGGACGCGGACAAGAUAGCGGCGGUGCGCGCUGGAGCAGCCAAAUCCUGUCUUCCUCCCGGACUCCACUCAUGUUCUUCAAACUCUCCGCAAAGCUCUCCUGAACUUUCGUGAAGUCCGUGUGUGAAUAGACUACUCCCCCCCCCCCCCCUCCUCCGCCCCCACCCGCCCGCGCGCCUCCGUCGUCUCCCCGGAAAAGAAGAAGUAGAAGAAGAAGGAACUCCGGGGUGGAAGCGGAGGAAGGAAGCGCGUUUUUGUUCCCUCCGAGCAGUGCAGCUCACCGCAGCCGGGGUUUAGGCGUUGGCACCCGGGCAGGCAGUCCCUCGCCAUGGCCGGGGCCAAGCCGGGAGUCCACGCGCUGCAGCUCAAACCCGUGUGUGUCCACGAAGCUCUGAAGAAAGGAGGGAAAUUCAUCAAGUGGGACGAGGAUACCAACAGUGGACCUCCCACGCUGGUCACCCUUAAAGUCGACCCAGAUGGAUUCUUCCUCUACUGGACUGGAGGGUCCAACCUGGAGGUGGAGAUUCUGGACAUCAGCAACAUCAGGGACACCAGGACAGGAAAAUACGCCAAACAACCAAAGGACGCAAAGCUGCGGGACGUGCUGGGCUUCGGUAAAGGUGACAAUGGAGAAGGGAAGCUGGUCACCGUCGUCCAUGGCAACGACCUGGUCAACAUCUCCUUCCUCAACUUCCAGGCAAUGCAGGAAGAUACAGCCAAGAUUUGGACAGAUGAGCUGUUCACUUUGGCCACAAACAUACUUUCCCAGAAUGCAUCACGGAACACCUUCCUCCUCAAAGCGCACACAAAGUUAAAGUUGCAGGUGAAUCAGGACGGGAAGAUUCCAGUGAAGAACAUUCUCAAGAUGUUUUCAGAUAAAAAGAGAGUGGAGACGGCUCUGGAGCAGUGUGGCCUCGUCAAUAACAGGUCUGAGGGAUUAAAGCCAGAUGAUUUCACGUGGGAGUCCUUCCAGAAGUUUCUCGACACCCUCUGUCUGCGGCCUGAGAUACAAAGCAUCUUUGAGGAAAGUGGCUCGAAGAGGAAGCCGUUUAUCUCUCUGGACCAGCUGAUGGACUUCAUGAACCGCAGGCAGCGAGACUCCAGGCUGAACGAGGUGCUGUACCCCCCGCUGAAAAGAGAGCAGGUCCGACAGAUCAUGGAGAGAUACGAGACCAACAGCAGCCAGCUGGAGAGAGACCAGAUCAGUUUACAGGCUUUCAGUCGGUACCUGGGAGGAGAGGAAAACAGCAUUGUGCCCCCAGAGAGGCUGGAUAUCAUCGAUGACAUGAACCAGCCACUGUCUCACUACUUCAUCAACUCCUCACACAACACAUACCUCACAGUCGGUCAGCUGACAGGUCUGUCUUCAGUGGAGAUGUACAGACAGGUGCUUCUGACCGGCUGCCGCUGCGUCGAGCUGGACUGCUGGAAAGGCCGACCGCAGGACGAGGAGCCGUACAUCACCCACGGGUUCACCAUGACCACUGAGAUCCCCUUCAAGGAGGUGAUUGAGGCGAUUGCAGAGAGUGCUUUCAAGACCUCACCAUACCCCCUCAUCCUCUCCUUUGAAAACCACGUUGAUUCGGCCAAGCAGCAAGCCAAGAUGGCAGAAUACUGCAGGACCAUCUUUGGAGAUGCCCUGCUUAUCGAUCCACUGGAGAAAUAUCCGCUGGUCCCAGGUCAGCCACUCCCUACGCCUCAGGAGAUGCUGGGGAAGAUUCUCAUCAAAAACAAGAAGAAGCACCACCACCACCGGCCCUCGAGCGGCGGCAGCAUACGACGCAGAGAGCUGGAGGAGCAGUCGAUGCCUAACAAUGAAUCUCCUUUGACAGAAAGUGAGAGCGGCCAGAUCCUGUCCAACGGGGAGGAGAAGCUCGCCGAGAGGAUGGUCAAAGACUCGGAGCCUCGCAAGUCCAUCGGAGGCGAGGGAGAAAGUGAGGAGGAAGAGGAGGACGAAGCCGCGACGGAGCUGAAAAAGCCAAACAGUGAUGAGGGCACAGCCAGCAGCGAGGUGAACGCCACAGAGGAGAUGUCAACCCUCGUCAACUACAUCGAACCUGUCAAGUUCAAGAGCUUCGAGGUGGCCUGCAAGAGGAAUAAGUUCUUUGAGAUGUCCUCGUUUGUGGAAACUAAAGGCAUGGACAUUCUGAAGAGCUCCCCCACGGCCUUUGUCGAGUACAAUAAGAACCAGUUGAGCAGAAUCUACCCUAAAGGCACGAGGGUGGACAGCUCGAACUACAUGCCUCAGCUCUUCUGGAACGUCGGUUGCCAAAUGGUGGCGCUGAACUUCCAGACCCUUGACCUUCCAAUGCAGCUAAACAUGGGCGUGUUUGAGUAUAACGGCCACAGCGGCUACCUGCUCAAACCAGAGUUCAUGAGGAGGACGGACAAACAGUUUGACCCUUUUACCGAGAACAUCGUGGACGGCAUCGUCGCCAAUACAGUUAAAAUCAAGGUGGUCUCGGGCCAGUUCCUGACAGACAAGAAAGUGGGCGUGUAUGUGGAGGUGGACACAUUUGGACUUCCUGCUGAUACAAAGAGGAAGUACAGAACCAAAACAUCCAAUGGGAACUCACUGGACCCCUUGUGGGACGAUGACAUGUUUGUCUUUAAUAAGGUGGUUCUGCCGACACUGGCCUCUCUGAGGAUAGCAGUGUUUGAAGAAAACGGCAAGUUUAUUGGCCACCGUAUCCUCCCGGUGUCGGCCAUCAGACCUGGUUACCACUACAUCAACCUGAAGAAUGAGUUAAACCAGCCUCUCCUGCUGCCGUCGCUGCUGGUUUACACCGAGGCUCAGGACUACAUUCCUAACGAACACCAAGAGUACGCAGAUGCUCUGACCAACCCAAUUAAACACAUCAGUGAGUUGCACAAGAGAGAGACACAGCUGGCUGUUCUGCUAGAGGACAACAGUGAGCAUGUUCCCAACCAGCCUAAAGAUGGAGAGAACAAGAGCGUGUGUGUCAUUCCAGUCCGACCUCCUUCGCCGUUCAACUUCCCACCUUCCUCACUUUGUGAACCCACUGAUAUCAAAUUACCUCCACCAGCUCCAAGUCAGAAGGAGGAUCUCAUAGCCACUGUCCUCACAGACGUCCAGGUUUACUCUACAGAGGACCUGAAGCUGCAGAAGAACUAUGUGAAGCUGCUAAAGAAACAGAGCAAAGAAGUCAAAGAGCUGCGCAAGAAACACCUGAAGAAGGUGGGGAAUCUGAGUAAGGAGCAACAGAAUCGCAGCAGUCAGCUUCAGUCUGACAGCCAGAGGAGGCGCACUCAGAUCGAGAAACACCUCAAACGUAGCAUUAAGAAAAAUGAACCGCAUGAGCCAGUGCAGAGCGAACUGACGGCGUUGGAUCAGGAGCUGGAGAAGCAGAAGGUCCAGCUGAGAGAGUGUCGGAUGCAGGAGCUGCUGAAACUAAGACAAGAGCUUCACGCACUGGAGAGAGAGAAGCAACACGCACACCUGAAACAGGCCGUACAGAAGUUAAAGGAGACGGCAAACGAAUGCCAAGCAGCUCAGCUGAAGAAGCUCAAGGAGCUGUGUGAGAAGGAGAAGAAAGAGCUUCAGAAGAUCAUGGAAAGGAAGCGACAAAACAGCAUCGUCGAAGCAAAGAGACAAGACAAGGCUGAAACAUGGGAACUGAAUGACAUCAACAAGAAGCACAUUCAAGAUUCUGUCGCCUUAAUCCUCAGGCUGGAGGAGGCUCAGAGCAGGAGACAGGAGAAGCUGAUGCUGAAGCAGCGGGAGGUGCUGCAGCACAUAGACGACGAACUACCACAGCUGAAGACUCAGUUGCAGCGGGAACUGGAGGAAGAGUAUCAGCGACUGCCCGAGGAGAUCUGCCAGCACCUGCAGCUGGAGCUCCAGAACAAAGGUCUCCAGAAGGACACCCUGUUCUCGCCCUUCUCCAACCACAGCAGCUCCAGCCCCAGUUCCGGCUCGGGCCCGCCCUCCAACUGCUCCACCCCCUCCAACCCGUCGACGCCCAACCGGAGCCUGUGGAACAGGAGCAUGGACAAUAGCACCGCCUCGUUGGCCGAUUCCACGUCGUCGUCCACCACUCCCGUCCAAUCAGAGGCGGAGUUGUCCUUCAGUUAAAAUCACUAAUUUUAUUUUGUGUAAAAAGGAAAAAAAAAAAUAAUACAUACAUUCAACCGGGGUCUAUAAUGAUUAUAAUGUGGGAUAGUAAUGAUAUAGAUUAUUUACUAAUUUUAUUCUUUUUAUGACGGACUGAUUUGUUUGCGUCUGCAGAGCUCUAUUGUUUUUUAUAUGUUGCAGUUUUUGUCACGUGAAGAUUCAGAAUCAUAACCAAAUGUUGUUGUUUUUUUACAUUUGCCCUUAUUUGUUUGUUAUCAUCCAUCCGUUUUGUUGUGGUCGCUAAGCUUUGCUCCAGUUUUGUUGCCAGACCACAGGAUAUUUGCUCUGAAACUUGACUUGACACUCUGUUAAACCUUUAAACCUUUUAAACUGAUUAUCACGAGAGUCGGAAGAUGCAAAUCUCAUCACACACUUUUGACAUUUUGUCUUAAAGGCUGCAUCUGACCCUUGAUAAUAAUAUUAAUUGUUUAAAAAUGUGCAUUUUCCCAGUCUAGAAUGAUCACGUUUACAGAAGUUAUUAAUUCAGAAAUUAGUAUCAAACGGGGAAAGUGAGUUUGGAACCAGAUUUUUUUUAAAGAUCUCACUUUUAAAAGUUUUAUCUGUAAUGUCAGCAGCUGUCCAGUAGGUGGUGCUGCAGCCUUUGUGGUUGAAGCUGCACAUACAUGUAGUCUGAUCACAGUAUGCUGCUAAUCUGCACACACACACACACAAGCCUCUAAAACCUUUGAAAAAUAGAACUCAUACACUUAUUUAAGGUAUUCCUGAGGUCAGAGGUCAGUCUUAUGAUCUUCAAACUGAUUUCCGUGACGUUUACUGAACUCAAUAGUCGUCACAGUCUCGUCCCGCGUCGCCGUGGAAAGCUGUCGUCGAGCUUUUCCAGAAUUCUCAAUUCUCGUCGUCAUAGGAACAACUUGUGUACAUUUUAUUUGAGGAUAAAUAUGCUCUUUUUUUUAAAGGUGUGUGUGUUAGGUAAUCUACCCUGAUAUCGUCAGUGUGGCAUUUUAAAGCCAUUCAAACUAAAAGGUACUUUAACUUUAAUUUAAAAAUUCUGUUUUUGUGUCUUUGCUCUCUGUCUUCAUUCUUUCUUUCUUUUUUUUUUUUAAAGCAAUGUUAGUGGUUGUUUAUUUUUUAUUAUUUUUGUGGCCCACUUUAAAGGGUCAAAGGUCGGCACCCUGUGUAUGUGUACUUUGUGUAUAUGUGAAGCUGUGCGUGUAUUUUACUACUGACCACAAGUGCUUGAGAGGGACGGCGGUGGAGGAAGACGGAGAGGUUCAGCGAGUCCUGACGUGUCCUCCUUCACCUCCUUCACCUCCCUCCCUUGGAUGAGCACUGGCUGCCUGUCUGUCUGAUUAUCUCCCCUCACAUGUGCGCACACAAACCCCUUGUAAACUAUCACCUAUUUAAAAAAAUUUAAUUUUAACAACCUUUUUUUCCCUUUUGUGGUUAUUUAAGUUUUUAUGGAUGGAAGAAGGUGUAGAAUUCAUGCUGCUUAUCAAGGUUUUCAUUUUAAAAUCCAGUCCCUGCCCACCUCAACGUCGUGGCUGUUCUUGGAAUGGUACUGUUCCUGAAAAUAGCAUGAGACAAUAACCGUUAUGAAACAGUUGAAUAUGGGUCAACCAUUGUUUAGGAUCAGAACAUGAAUAUGCUGACUUCUUUGUUGUCUGAUCACCCUGCAGUAUAAUGUGCACUAAUACAAUCAAUCAAUGACAGAAGUCGGGAUAUGAGACAUUCCUCGCAUGGUGUCUGUUUUUAGGGUCCAGGUCGUCCGAACGUAACUUACUGUGUUGUCUUUAAGCUCCUCCUGUUCACUUAAACCAGGCACUUAAGGGUUUUUUUCCCACUUGUAGGAACCUUGUGUUCCUGUGACAUGGACGUCAAUACAAAAGUAUCAGUGCUGGAGUAUUUUGAGUAUUUGAGGAGGGACAUGAUAGUCUGCGUCUUUAUUCUUUGCACUUUGAGCUCGGAUUUAGUUUUUGUUCCUGAAGUUAAAACACCAGAUAAAUAAGAACGAGGCUUUUUGUCAAUACUCUGCCCUCGAGAUAAAAUGUCAAACCAAUUUGUUACCAAGUGUGGUCGAUCUAACAAAGGUGAUGCUAACGUUGGAUACAAUAUUGUUUUUCCCAGUCAAUCUGUAGACUUACUGGUCAUUUUGUUUCAUGUACAGCUUUGGGACUUUAAUCUUCACAUGCUAAUGCUAAUAAGGACUGAGACCAGGUUUAUCGCAGAAGUGAAAAUGACUGCUUCUCUUUUAAUGCAUUUAUUUUGAACUCUUCAUUUAUACUAGACUGCACGUUUAGAUCCUCUCUCAUCAAAUCAGCUAAUGUUGAUUUUAGCGUUAGAGUAAAAACCGCUACAAGGAUUUUUAGCUUAUGUGUAAAUAAACACUUAAAAACCAGUGUUAUUCACAGUUCUUCAUCUUUUCUAGUGUUGUAGAACUAUAACAAUAAUAAUAAUAAUAAGGUCUAUAUACCAUAGUCCCUUUUAACAUAAUUAUGUGGUAAAAAACUGGACGUUGUUUCCUUUAGUGCAAUUUCACACUCUUUCAUGCCCUGGCACACACACACACUCAAACUUGUGUUUAUAUCUUAGUGAGGACACAUCAUUGACCUAACCCUAGCCCCUAAACCAGGGUUUAGUUCAAAGGCCACAUACAGCACAAAUUUGAUCUCAAGUGGGCCGGACCAGUCAGAUUAUAGCAUAAUAACCGACAAGCACUCCAAGUGUUUCCCUUUUGUUUUACAUUCAAUUAUCUUUUUACAAAACAACCUGACAUUUCUUGAGAAAAAAAAGUGGAAUUUCAACAAUAUUACGCCUGUGUGCUUAACCCUGGAAAAACCCUUUAAAACCAAAUGUCUCCACAAAGAUAGGUUUUUCAAGUUUUUUGGACCUCACAAAGAUAUAAUUACAAGUAACCACUCACACAGAGGGAGGAGAGAGACAGAUUAACAGUUGGUUAAACGCCGAUAGCUAGUUCCGCAUGAAGCCCGCUGGUCAUUUGUUGCCAUCUGUGGACUUUUUCCGUCCUCUUCAUAUUGAAAACGUGCUUAAAUGGACACAAACAAUAAAAGACUCUGACUCAAACA
This is a messenger RNA of Solea solea (common sole), 7357 nucleotides long. RefSeq names its product phospholipase C, beta 3 (phosphatidylinositol-specific) (gene plcb3). Gene Ontology annotation, molecular function: calmodulin binding; calcium ion binding; phosphatidylinositol-4,5-bisphosphate phospholipase C activity. The coding region runs from base 507 to 4274 and encodes 1255 amino acids. Gene Ontology annotation, biological process: phosphatidylinositol-mediated signaling; lipid catabolic process. The record is from RefSeq and is a predicted model, not a curated record. Lineage: Eukaryota; Metazoa; Chordata; Actinopteri; Pleuronectiformes; Soleidae. The transcript has 34 exons.